Molecule: messenger RNA, 1776 nt
Organism: Prorocentrum cordatum
Lineage: Eukaryota; Dinophyceae; Prorocentrales; Prorocentraceae
Source: the annotation of a GenBank genome assembly
AUGUUCCUGGAGCUGUUCUCCGCCUACACGCCUUCGCUACGCCGCGCGAUCUUGCAGGGGCUCAAGGAGGAGCUCGAGAUCGCGGGCGAGAUCAACUCGUUCGAGGGCGUCGGACCGGUGCCAGACGAGGAGGCACAGUACUUCAAGCCAGACGCCCCUCCAGGUGCAGCUGAGUCGGACAAGUUGUACUGGGACGACGUCAACGGGGGCUGGCUCGACCCUGCGGGAGUGCGGGCCGCGCGCCAGGAGGAGCUGGCCUGGAUGAAGCAUCGCGAGGUGUUCGAGCCGAGCGACGAGGAGACCUGCAGGCGCCUGACCGCUCGGGCGCCGCUACGGACGCGCUGGGUCGACACCAACAAGGGCGACGAGCAGAGGCCUAAGUACCGCUCCAGACUGGUCGCGAUGGAGAUCAAGGCUGCGAAGAAGGCGUCCGAGCAGAUGAGCGCGAGCGAGCUCUUCAGCAGCACGCCGCCGCUGGAGGCGGUCAAGCUCCUGUGCUCGCUCAUGGUCUCGAUGAGCCGCUCGCCCCGAGGACUCCCCCUCAAGAUCGGCUUCUGGGACGUCAGCAGGGCGCGCCUGUACGGGGACGCCCAGAGGAUCUUGUUCGUUCGUCUUCCUGAAGAGGAGGGAGGAGGAGUCGCUCGGCUGCUACGUUCCAUGUAUGGUACUCAGGACGCGGCUUCAGUGUGGCAGAGCGACUGGAGUCGACAGCUCUUGGAAGUAUCGUGGCGCAUGGGCGUGGCUCACGGCGACGACUUCAUGGUGCUCGGCGACGAGAUUACGCUGAAGGAGAUCGAGACGAAGCUGACCGAGCGCUACGACAUCAAGUGCACCGGGAUCUUGGGUCCCGACAGUGGGGACGCGAAGGAGGUCGCGUUCCUCAAGAUCGAGUCGGACCAGAGGCACGUUGAGCUGCUGAUCAAGGAGCUGGGCCUCGAGAGCGAGUCGAAGGGCUUGGACGUGCCGUCGGUCAAGAAGACGGAGGCGGACAUCGACUACGAGGCCAAGCUCAGCACGCUGCCCCCGGACGAGGUUCGUCGGUAUCGAAGCGUGGUGAUGCGUGCUGCCUAUCUUACCUUGGACAGGCCGGACAUCGUGGACGCACUCAAGCAGUGCUUGAGGCGCAUGCAGGCGCCGACGUCAGCAGACAUGAUGAUGGUCAAGAGGCUAGGGAUGUACCUCGUCAAGCAUCCGUGUCUAGUCGCGAGGUUCAACAAGAAGGAGAUGCCGGACAGGAUCACGGCCACCUGCGACUCGGAUUACGCGGGGCGCCUCAUCACCAGGAAGUCCACGAGCGGGACGGUCUUGGCGUUCGGGGAGCACACUCUGUCAGCCACGGGAUCGCUGCAGAGCACGGUGUCUCUUUCGAGCGGUGAGGCUGAGUACUACGGCAUCCUCCGCGCGGCUGCUGCCGCGCUCAAGGUUGCUGCCAUCGCCGUGGACCUCGGACUCGAGAAGAGCGUCGAGGUCGUCUGCAAGCACGGAGAGUUCCCGAUAGAGGUCUGCGGGGACUCGACGGCGGCGAUCGCUUUCGCAUCGCGCCAGGGCCUGGGCCGCCAGAAGCAUGUUAUGACGAGAUACCUGUGGCUUCAGAGCGCGGUCAAGGCCAGAAGGAUCAUACUCAAGAAGGUCGACACACGGGAGAACGUAGCCGACUCCCUGACCAAGCCGUUGCCGGCGAAGGUGGUCCAGAAGCAUCUCAAGAGGAUGGGCUACCACUUCAGGUCGAGGUGGAGCGCCCUGCACCGGACGAUCGCCAAGAGAUCGGCGACGUGA